Geodia barretti is the source of this 456-nucleotide messenger RNA. NCBI's taxonomy places the organism in Eukaryota, Metazoa, Porifera, Demospongiae, Tetractinellida, Geodiidae. The record is from the annotation of a GenBank genome assembly.
AUGACAGACACCGAUAAGAUUUUUCUGACACAAGCACUGACGGAAGCGCGCCAUGGAUUUGAUCAAGGCGGAGUACCGGUUGGAGCGGUCAUGGUACGUAGUGGACAGAUUGUCGCCCGUGGAAGAAACAAGCGGGUGCAGGAAAAUGAUCCCGUCAUGCAUGGCGAAACCGAUUGUCUGAGAAACGCCGGGCUAAUGGAAGACUACAAUGACACAGAAAUGUAUACAACGCUGAGUCCUUGCAUGAUGUGCACUGGUGCGAUUCUGCACUUCGGGAUCAAGCGCGUGGUUAUCGGAGAAAACAUAAAUUUUCCAGGCAAUAUCGAACUCCUGCUGGACUUCGGUGUUAAAGUGGCACUUGCAGACGAUCCGGCCUGCAAAAAUUUGAUGGCACAAUUUAUCCGGAAAUAUCCCGAACUGUGGUUCGAGGAUAUUGCCGGGCGCAGUCAUACUUAG